This is a messenger RNA of Cynoglossus semilaevis (tongue sole), 2014 nucleotides long. It is a transcript of the gene fbl, whose product is annotated as fibrillarin. The record is from RefSeq and is a predicted model, not a curated record. Gene Ontology annotation, molecular function: RNA binding; histone H2AQ104 methyltransferase activity; rRNA methyltransferase activity. Gene Ontology annotation, cellular component: small-subunit processome; box C/D methylation guide snoRNP complex; nucleolus. The coding region runs from base 148 to 1083 and encodes 311 amino acids. Gene Ontology annotation, biological process: box C/D sno(s)RNA 3'-end processing; rRNA methylation. The transcript has 9 exons. Lineage: Eukaryota; Metazoa; Chordata; Actinopteri; Pleuronectiformes; Cynoglossidae.
GCGCCUUUGCGCAGACAGGAACAAGAGAAUAAGCUGGUGCACAUGUGGUCACUGCUCAGUCCGUGUGUGAGUGUGUGUAAAGAGAAGCACGUCAGGCACAAGCAGGACAAGCAGAGGGAACAUUUCUAACGUUUCAUAUCUGACAAUAUGAGGCCAGGAUUCACUCCUCGUGGAGAUCGUGGUGGACGAGGUGGAGGUAGAGGAGGACGUGGUGGAUUCGGAGGAGGGAGAGGUGGAUUCAGGUCGCCAGAGGGUGGAGGAGGAUUUCGUGGCAGAGGUGGCGGCGGAGGCGGAUUUCGCGGUAGAGGUGGUGGAAGAGGGACACCAAGAGGAAGAGGUGGCGGCAGGGGAGGCUUUGGUGCAGGAAGGAAGGUGUUGGUGGAGCCCCACAGACACGAAGGAGUAUUUAUCUGCAGAGGGAAGGAAGAUGCCCUUGUAACCAAAAACAUGGUGGUUGGAGAGUCAGUGUACGGGGAGAAGAGGAUCAGUGUGGAGGAAGGGGAGACAAAAAUUGAAUACAGAGCCUGGAAUCCAUUCCGCUCAAAACUGGCAGCAGCCAUCCUUGGAGGAGUAGACCAGAUUCAUAUCAAACCUGGGGUAAAGGUCAUGUACCUAGGGGCUGCCUCUGGAACCACAGUGUCACACGUCUCUGACAUUGUAGGACCGGAAGGAUUAGUUUACGCUGUGGAGUUUUCCCAUCGAUCGGGUCGUGACCUUCUUAAUGUAGCAAAGAAGCGCACCAACAUCAUUCCCAUCAUUGAAGAUGCACGCCACCCACACAAAUACCGCAUGCUGGUUGGUAUGGUAGAUGUCAUUUUUGCUGAUGUUGCCCAGCCUGACCAGACAAGAAUUGUCGCAUUGAAUGCCCACAACUUCCUGAAGAAUGGAGGGCAUUUUGUUAUUUCCAUUAAGGCCAACUGCAUAGACUCAACAGCAGCUCCAGAGGCAGUGUUUGCAUCAGAGGUGAAGAAGAUGAGUGCUGAGAACAUGAAACCACAGGAGCAGCUCACACUGGAGCCGUAUGAAAGAGACCACGCUGUGGUGGUGGGAAUUUACAGACCUCCACCUAAACAGAAGAAAUGAAGAGUAAAGGAAGUCACGGAGAGGAUGAAUUUACCAUUUCACCUACCUUCUACUUUGUGUUCUAUUGUCUUUCCUACUCUGCGCUUUACUUCCACUCGUUACACUUCUGCAGCUUACAAACCUGACUAGCACUCAGGGCAAGGAGGUUACUUUAUUAGGUUAUUUUAGCCUUUAGAAAAUUUUACAAUUAAAUCUUCACACUGAUAAGUAAGAGGUUUUUGGCAAGUGAAGAAAGUGUUGGUAGUGCAAGUCCUUUAUGAAAAGUUUAAACUUUAAUUUGGUUGCACAUUCUUAAAGUGGGGUUUAAUUAAGUCUAUUAAACUAAAUUAGCUUUUCUUCUCUGUCUUCACAAACUUUGUCCAGAUAACUAGUUGCCUUCAUAGCCUGAAAAAUGUCAACUGAACUUGAACUCAACUGAAAUGAAUUUUGUAUCUGCUGUAGGAAGUUAAGAUAUUUUGGAUGUUCCACAUGUUUGAUCCCAUUUCAUAUCUGUGAUCAGGUCAUUGUCUUUACAAUUUCUUUCUGUCUUUCGUUUCCUUGUCCUGGUAACUGGUAAAUCUUGAGUUAUUCACGUUUAUGUACCAUGUAUGACUGGUAUGACUUUGUAAGAUAUCAUUUUGAACUUCUGUAUGGUUAAAGUGUUCUAAGGGCAGUGCAUGUGGAGAGCUUCAUAUUGCCACACACUCUGGCCUUGUAGGCAAAGAAGCCUGAAUGCUGAUCCGUUUGGUGGUGAGGUGGUAAACUGACCCUGCGUGUCUGUGUACAAAUAUAGAAAGUGACUUUUUCACUCAGACUUGUAAUAUGAUACUGGUAUAACUUUUGUGUUGGCAGAGUAUUAUGCAGAAAAGUUGUAGAUUUAUUACAACAACUUGACAUGUUUUGACAAAACCAACAACUUUGUUUUAAUAAAAUGUUUGAUUUUUGAUUAUAA